AUGGUCUCAGCGUCGAGUGUCGUAUGGCGAGAAUCGCCGGAUUAUGAACAGGCUCGGAUUGGACGUGUUUUUAACAAUAGACGGCCUGAACGGUACCCUCGUGGCGUUGUACAACCGACCACGGCGGAAGAAGUGGCAGAUGCUGUGAAGCUGGCAAAUCAAUUGGGAUUGAGAGUGUCAGUUCGUUCGGGAGGUCACAGCUGGGCAGCAUGGAGUGUGAGAGACGACGCGUUGCUUAUUGAUUUGGGAGAAUUAAAGUGUCUUGAACUGAAUGAAGCGCCUGGGAUAUUGAAAGCUUCGCCAAGUACUACGGGCUGUGGUUUCUUGCUUCAAGGUGGAAUGGGCUGGAAUUGCAAAAAUUGGGGAUGGGCCUGCGAAAAAGUGCUGGCUGUUGAGGUAGUGACAGCGGAUGGAGAUAUACUUUUAUGUUCUAAAGACCAGAAUUGCGAUCUAUUCUGGGCAGCAAGGGGAGCUGGACCUGGCUUCCCUGCAAUUGUCACUGCCUUUCAUCUCAAGGUCCGAAACAGUUUUUCGAACGUUAUGAAAUCAACUUUCAUCUGGCCCUUGGAGCAAUAUAAAACUGUCCUAGAUUGGACUAUAGAUAUAGCCCCAAGAUGUGAUGAUUCAGUCGAAGUUGUUUGUCUCAGUCUUCGCCCCGACCCGGUGAAGCAGCCAGUCAUACUUGCUUGUUUUGUUGCCUUUCAAAACUCCAAGGACGACGCCAUUGCCUCCUUGAAAUUAGCCAAUGAGACUUUUCCGCCAGGGGCAAUCAUGACAUCAAUGUGUACGCCAUCGAGUCUUUCCAUUGAAUACGAAGCUCAGAAAUUAGCGAAUCCCGAAGGGCAUCGUUAUACUAGCGACAAUGCAUAUAUCAGGAACGACACAGAUGCUGCAGAAGUUCUCCGGGAUGCAUUUACUACUUUACCUGAAGAAACGAAAACAUUUGCCCUCUGGUACUCCAUGAAUCCAUGCUCUCGCCGAGAACUUCCAGACAUGGCAUUAUCCAUGCAGUCAGACCACUAUUUUGCUCUGUACACAGUAUGGGAAGAUGAGAAGGAUGAUGAAAGGUGCACAUCUUGGGUGAAAAGCGUCAUGAAAGACGUGGAGAAGCAUUCCGUGGGAGCAUACCUUGGAGACUCGGACUUCCAGAUUCGGAGAACGAGAUUUUGGGAGGACACUAAAGCCGAAAAGCUUAUGCAGCUGAGGCAAAAAUGGGACCCUCGAGGCACAGUCUGUGGAUUUCUCGAUCAAGGAGACAAAUCCGGGGUCAAUGGAUUGGAAAACAAGCAUGAGUGGCGCACCUAG
This is a messenger RNA of Lachnellula hyalina, 1305 nucleotides long. RefSeq names its product 6-hydroxy-D-nicotine oxidase (gene HDNO). The record is from RefSeq and is a predicted model, not a curated record. Bases 1 to 1305 code for a protein of 434 amino acids. Gene Ontology annotation, molecular function: oxidoreductase activity; FAD binding. Lineage: Eukaryota; Fungi; Ascomycota; Leotiomycetes; Helotiales; Lachnaceae. The transcript is spliced from 6 exons.